GGGAAAGACAGGGCUGUGGAGAGGAGAGGAAAGGAGAGAAAAACAACUGCACUGAGAAAAAGGAGACGAGUGUGGGACCAGUUACAGGGAGGUAUACAACGGGGAGAGGUCCAUACCAGAGGUGGGACCAAGUCACUGUUUGGCAAGUCACAAUGGAUAUUCCUUUCCUUGUAGAUGGCGCUCUCGUCUGGACCAGCAGUUCUCUCAUCUGACAGAGAUGGCGUGAGACGGAGGUAGCAGUUCCCAGGCUUUCAACACUCAUCCUCCAUUUCUACUAUGGAGACCAUCCAAAAGUGUACCUCCCUGCUCUGGGUUUUUAUGUUUGCUUUAGCAAGAUCGGAGAAUGUUGUUAUUACAGAGAUAAUGACACUCAGAAGUACAGAGUCAGUGAGCCCCCACUGCGAUCAGCACACCUCCUUGUCCUGCAACAUCACCUCCCAGGAUGAGCCCACCAUCUUCCUGUUUGCCUGGUCUGCUCCCAAUAAGACAGCUCUGUGUGAGCUAAAGGAUGGGCACCUCAGCACCCAUAACGGAGUGAACUGUGUCUUCAAAGGCCAACAACUGGUCCUGACCAUUCGUCACACAAAACCAAUCCACCAGGGGCAGUAUGUCUGCAAGCUGCGCUCCAAUUUAGGAAUAAAGAGUGCAUUCACACACUUGAAAUUACAAGAGUGCCACCACAGUCUCCAUGUCCACAGCCGUGAUGGAAACUUGACGUGCCGCGCCAGAGGCAUCUACCCAGAGGCCCACAUCCACUGGUUCCAGGGGUCCAAGAACCUGACCGACUCCUCAGUGGCCCACCCCAGCGUACGGCACGAGGACGGCACCUAUGAGAUCGCCAGCACGCUUCUCCACCGGCCCCACUCCACUCUGAACUGCUCCCUGUGGAGCCCGAGCUCUGGGAGAUACCUCAGCAGCACAAGGGCCAGCGUGAAGAGAUGGCCUCAGAGGGGAGUCAGAGGGCGCUCCAGCACUUAUGGAGGAACCAGGACGACUGUGGCCCUUUUUGCAGCAGCACUAAUUCUGUUGUGA
This is a messenger RNA of Alosa alosa (allis shad), 1032 nucleotides long. RefSeq lists its product as uncharacterized. The coding region runs from base 277 to 1032 and encodes 251 amino acids. The transcript is spliced from 6 exons. NCBI's taxonomy places the organism in Eukaryota, Metazoa, Chordata, Actinopteri, Clupeiformes, Clupeidae. The record is from RefSeq and is a predicted model, not a curated record.